Molecule: messenger RNA, 2019 nt
Organism: Rodentolepis nana
Lineage: Eukaryota; Metazoa; Platyhelminthes; Cestoda; Cyclophyllidea; Hymenolepididae
Source: the annotation of a GenBank genome assembly
CAAGCAAAACUUCGCCUUGUAAGACAGCAACCUAAAAUCUUUCCAAAACCGAACAGAGUUACUAAAGAACCCCCUAAACUGCCAAUUCAAGAAGAGCUACAUAUAGAAAAACCCCAACAAGAUUAUGUCUACCAAAGAAAAAGAGAUCCGCAAAUUUCGGCUUCAGCAGUUGAAAAGGACUGCUUCUUCUCAUGUUCAAUGAAGGCUCUUCAACCAGUAUGCGGAAGUGACGACAGAACAUACCUCAAUCCUUGCAUAUUGAAGCUUCAAGCCUGCCAAUCAAAGGCGAUCAAUGACUUGCACAUCAUUCACUGGGGAUAUUGCCCUUCCAAACCUCCAGGAUCAGCUCUGAUGAUUUCUAAAUCCGAACCUCGUGGAACAGUGUGCACUUGUGAUCACUACAGGUGCUCAGAGAAGUGGUACAAGGAGCCCGUAUGUGGAGAGGACGGAGUCACAUACCCUGGAGAAUGCUUCCUAAAUCUGGCCGCCUGCAUACAACAGUCUCCCAAACGUAUUCUCCACAGCGGUCCAUGUAAAUCAUCCAAUAAAGAGGAUGCCUUUUUCCGAGUUCGAUUUCCAAAAAAAUUUAAGAAUCCGUGCGCGGGAUAUAUAUGCCCCUUUAACGCGUGGUGCAUCCCGUCACAGACUUAUAGGAAUCCUAAUUGCAUUUGUUAUUCUGAGUGUUAUGAUGUUGGCGACUCAGACGAUUCAGGUCCUGUGUGUGGAUCAAAUGGGAUGAACUAUGCGAGUUUGUGUCAUCUUAAGCGAGAGGCGUGCUCACUCAUGACCAACAUCGAGUUGAAGUACUGGGGGCGAUGUGACCCCUGUGAUUCAAUUAACUGUCCUGUGGGGACGAUUUGUCGAUUGGAUGCUAAGAGGAACCCAUUCUGUCAUUGUGGAAUUGAGGAUUGCGAAGCGUUGGAUAGCAAACCUGUCUGUGCAAAUGAUGGGAGAACUUAUUCCAGUAUUUGUUUGAUGAGACAGCAGGCUUGUAUCGGGAACCACCAACUUCAAGUCCUUUUUGAUGACAUCUGUGCUGCUGACGUAAACCCAUGUCUCGAGCAGAGCUGUCAAUGGCCAGGUGCAGAGUGUCGUGUAGAUAUCCAAGGCCGGAAGACAUGCGUGUGUCCAGAGAACUGUCCAGCCAUUGUCGUUCCCGUCUGCGGAUCUGACGGUGUCACUUACGACAGCGUCUGCCAUCUACUUCGUACUGCCUGUCAAACUAAGAGCCACAUCUGGGUGGUAUACGCUGGUCCAUGCUCCACCAAUGGAAACGUCUGUGAUCGCCAUGGCAUUUACUGCCACAGAUAUGAGAUUUGCAGUCCAGAUGAAUCUGCUCAAAUGAAUCAGGGUACCUCUCUUUCUUACACCACUCCGGCUUACAAGUGCUCCUGUCCUUCUUGUCCCGAAAGCGGUCUGGGAGGCAAAGAAAAUAUGCCCGUUUGUGGAUCUGACGGUAGAACAUAUGACAAUGAGUGCCUACUGAAAGUCUAUGCUUGUUCAAUUCAAAAGGAUAUAAGAGUGAUCGACAAUAAGCCUUGUGCUACAUGCUCUAAGGCCUGCCCACUGGGAAUGGAAUGUAAAGGAGGACAAUGCGUUUGCCGAGAAAACUGCCCCAAACGCGGUCUGUUCGGAGAAGUCUGUGGAACCGAUGGACGUCUCUACCCAAGUUUUUGCGAGCUUCGACGUCAGGCUUGCAUUAAUAAAGUCACUGUCAAAGUGGAUGGAUCUGGAAUAGCUUGUCGAAGACCUACAUUCCUCGCAAAUGUAACAAAGAGAAGUGAUUUCCAAGCAGAUCAAGUGAGAGAAAACGGGUGUGGAUGUGAUCCGAUCGGAUCUCGGGACCAAUUCUGUGACAGCAGGGGACGCUGCCGAUGUCACUGGGGUGUUGAAGGCGACAAAUGCGAUCGAUGUGCCGCCGGGUACUGGGGCAUUUCAAACAAUCAGCCCUGUGUCAGUCCUGACCUCGCUACUAUCUCACGGUUGCCUAAUGACCUGAUCGUCUUGACAGUUAUCUAA